This is a messenger RNA of Bombyx mori (domestic silkworm), 3063 nucleotides long. RefSeq lists its product as uncharacterized. NCBI's taxonomy places the organism in Eukaryota, Metazoa, Arthropoda, Insecta, Lepidoptera, Bombycidae. Bases 1 to 3063 code for a protein of 1020 amino acids. The record is from RefSeq and is a predicted model, not a curated record. The transcript has 4 exons.
AUGGCAGAUCCUGAGUCCACUAAGAGUGGUAACCAGCCCCAAACUGACGGACUCAAUUCAGACAAAUCUAGCACUCUGAAACCAACAUCUGAGAAAGGAAACCUUAGGCCAUCAACUACUGUGCCAACGCCGGCACUCUCCAACUGUAAGGAAAUUUACGAAAUUAACAUCGAUACCUCAAAGAAGUUAUUACCUCAUGUGCUGGUGGAAUCACCAGUGUCCGACAUUCCACUCACACUCUUAGUGGACUCAGGAUCUGCCAUUUGUCUACUAAAACAAUCAUGUGUUCUCAAACAACCACCUAUAACUCCCGAACCAAUAAAUAUAAAAGGCAUCGAUCCCGGCGAAGAAGCCACCCCUACAUUAGAAUUAAAAGAAGGUGUUAUAAUAGAUCAGCACCUUUCCAAAACACUCCUUACGGCAAACUGCCUUGUAAAGGUAAAAGAAAACAAAAGAGUAAACAUUCCAGUCGUUAAUAUUUCUAACAAACCUACUAAAAUCAGACGUACCCUUAAAUUAAAACUAGAUGAAAUAGACACCUACCCAAUUCAGACUCUCCUGAACGUCGAGAAUGUAACUAGACGUACAAAAAAGGUACUAGAUUCUUUAAGAACAUCUCAUUUAAAUCAAGAGGAAAUUGAUGCCCUUCUUAAUCUAUGUUCAGAUUACUCUGAUAUAUUUCAUCUUCCUGACGAGCCAUUAUCCUUUUCUCCAAGCAUCCAACACGAAAUUAAAACCACUAAUGACAUUCCAAUCCACACUAAAUCAUAUCGGUUCCCGGAAUGCCAUAAACAAGAAGUAGAAACCCAAAUCAAUAAAAUGUUGGACCAAGAUAUUAUCACUCCAUCUUCCUCUCCUUGGUCCUCCCCCAUCUGGGUGGUUCCUAAAAAAGCUGAUGCUUCCGGCCAAAAGAAAUGGCGGAUAGUAAUCGACUAUCGGAAACUCAACGACAUAACUGUCGGUGAAGUGUACCCUAUCCCUCAAAUGACUGAGAUACUCGACCAAUUAGGAAAGAGUCAAUACUUCAGCACCCUCGACCUUUCAUCUGGAUUCCAUCAACUUCUAAUAAAACCGGAAGAUGCACCCAAAACAGCCUUCUCUGUCCCGCAGGGACAUUUCCAGUUCAACCGGAUGCCCUUCGGCUUAAAAAAUGCCCCGUCCACAUUCCAAAGACUGAUGAAUACAUGCCUCACAGGCCUCCAAGGGUCUCGUUGCUUCUCGUAUCUCGAUGAUAUUGUCCUAUAUGCGUUUGACCUUAAAACGGCCAUCCAGAAUCUCAGAGUCGUAUUCGAAAGACUAAGAAGAUUUAAUUUAAAACUGCAGCCCGAAAAAUGUGAGUUCCUUCGGAAAGAGGUAACUUACUUAGGCCAUAUAAUCACAAGAGACGGCGUUAAGCCUAAUCCUGACAAAGUCAAGGCCGUAACCCAAUAUCCUGUCCCAAAAUCACAGAAAGAUAUCAAAUCUUUCUUAGGCCUUGUAUCAUAUUACAGGCGCUUCAUUCCCGACUUCUCUAAGCUUGCUAAGUCUCUUACUUCGCUUUUAAAAAAGGACACCCCAUUCAAUUGGACUAAUGAACAGCAACUUAAUUUCGAAAAUCUAAAAAAUAAACUAGUAGAAGCACCCAUCCUUAUCUAUCCUGACUUCAAUUCGCCUUUCCUGUUGACCUGUGACGCCUCUAACUAUGCGAUAUCGGCCAUCCUAUCACAAGGACCUAUAGGGCGAGACCGCCCAGUCUCAUACGCAUCACGCACCUUAAAUAAAGCCGAAUGUAAUUACAGCGUGACUGAAAAAGAAUGUCUAGCAAUAGUGUUCGGCACCAAAACAUUCCGACCUUACCUUUAUGGUCGUCGCUUUACGAUCAUAACAGACCACAAACCUUUACAGUGGCUAUUCAAUUGUAAAGAUCCUGGAUCUCGUCUUAUUCGUUGGAGACUAAAACUUGAAGAAUAUGACUAUGACAUCAAAUACAAAAAAGGGAAAACUAAUUGUAACGCCGACGCCUUAUCACGUUUCCCUGUAAACCCAGUAGAAAGUCUAUCGCCCAAACCCACUGAAGAAUCAAACCUACCAGUCGACCCUGAUGCAACAAAGGACAAUCACUUGAAACCAUCUGAAGACCAAAACGUUACUAAUCCAAAUUCUACCCAAGUCGAACCUACACCAGAAAGCGAACUCAUCGACCUCGGUCCUCUUAGCGACAUAAGUCCUUACGAUGACUGUCCAUUAGAUUUCAGCCCACUCGGUACCCCUCUAGAACCCAACGAUAAUAACGAGGUCAUUGAUCCUCUAGCUAUCCUAGAUUCAUCAAAUGAUGACUAUCCUAAAUUUUUAAAAGCUAUGUCCAAUAAAUCCAAUACCCUUACCUUCAACACGAACAUAAAAGAACAUAACCAAAGUAUAAUGAAAAGCUCUUGUAAAAUCAUAAUAAUACCCACAUCUAUUGACCUUGACGAAUCAAACCCAUAUAUCGAAGAAAUUUUAAGUAAUAACGAAAAUUCAGACAACAUCAUUAACGACGAAAAGGAGCUUUAUACAUUCAAAAAAUUCUCAAGCUCCGGGAAAACCUUCUACCUUCUCUUCACAAAAGUUCACCACUUCGAUGAGUCCUCAUAUAAGGACAUAUUCAACACAUUAAAGAAAGCUAGAGACGAAAUUAUGCUCACCGAAACGACAACAGAAAUAGCUAUAACAGAUUUCAAAAAUGUUUUCGAAAAAUUAUCUUUUACCAAAAUAUACAAUAUGAUAAAUUAUCUUUUCCAUGACACUAAUAUCGCAGUCAACAUUUAUCACGAUUCCAUAAUUUACCCCACACUGAGCGAAAUACCUAAAAUCCUGAAAGAGAAUCACAACAUACCUAUCGCUGGACAUCUAGGUUCAUCUCGCAUGUAUAAUAGAAUUAAGGAGAAGUAUUUCUGGAAAGGAAUCAGAUCCGAUAUAGACAAUUACGUCAAACACUGCUCUCUAUGCCAAUCCAACAAAGCCCUACCAUUGAUAUCGUUGGCCCUCUACCAGAAGCCGGUACUAUCCAAUUGCGGUUUAUACUCACGAUUCAAGAUGACUUAA